AUGUCUACUUCCUUGGACAAGCAGCUACUGGUUGAAGUGCUGAAAGGAAACGAGAGAGGCGUCGAAGAACAACUCGACCUGGGGGCAAGCCUAGACGGCUUCGACAUAUGGAAGCCGCUGUUCGCUGCGGCAAGACACGGGCGCGCCGGCGUCGUAACCCUACUCGCUAAGAGGGGUGCCGAACUGGAAGCCACUUGUCCGCGCGACGUGCGGGAUGACCGAGGGAUGUACGUGUACUCGAGCGGGUCGCCCGCGGUUCAUGCUGCUGUGUACGCCAGAAGGGUCGAUUCUCUCCGCGCCCUGCUCGAUGCCGGAGCGGACCCGAACGCCGCGGACGCCACCGGCCACACGCCGCUCAUGCAGGCGUGCAGGUUGUUCGGUGCUGCUGACCGCUACGUGGUCGUUCGCGAGCUGCUGCGGGGAGGUGCCGAUCCCGCGCGCCAGAGCGACAAUGGCAUGAUCGCGUUGCACUACGCGUCGUUCAGAGACGACACGGACGUCAUUGGGUUGCUCCUGCCGAAGGCGAUGGCAACGCUCAACCAAGACACCGGGUACGGGGGAACGCCGCUGUGUUGCGCCGCGUCCGGCGGGUACAAGGAAUCCGUGCGGUGUCUGCUCUCUUUCGGGGCGAGCGACAACGCGCUUUGGUCGAAGAAGGGCGCAAGUGCGCUAGUCGGGGCCGUCCAGGAAGGCAGGCAGGAGAUAGUCCGCAUCCUUCUCGACCAUGGAAUGGACGCGGUCGGGGGGCUGGGCGCGGUGCCGAAAGCCAUUUGGACCGCAACCCGGAAAGGCCACGCGAAGAUCCUACACAUGCUGCUGGCCGUGGCGGGAGAGGAAACGCGGCGACAGUGGGCGACGAUGCCCUACAACGAAUCCACCUUGCUCCACUGCGCCACCUCAGUCGGCUCACUUUCCGUGAUGAGCGCGAUUCUCUCGGCCGGCGCGGAUGAGAGAGCGAGGGAUUAG
This is a messenger RNA of Ectocarpus sp. CCAP 1310/34, 966 nucleotides long. The record is from the annotation of a GenBank genome assembly. NCBI's taxonomy places the organism in Eukaryota, Phaeophyceae, Ectocarpales, Ectocarpaceae.